This is a messenger RNA of Condylura cristata (star-nosed mole), 7765 nucleotides long. It is a transcript of the gene CELF1, whose product is annotated as CUGBP, Elav-like family member 1. The record is from RefSeq and is a predicted model, not a curated record. The transcript has 14 exons. Gene Ontology annotation, cellular component: ribonucleoprotein complex; cytoplasm; nucleus. The coding region runs from base 113 to 1576 and encodes 487 amino acids. Gene Ontology annotation, biological process: mRNA splice site recognition; regulation of alternative mRNA splicing, via spliceosome. Gene Ontology annotation, molecular function: mRNA 3'-UTR binding. Lineage: Eukaryota; Metazoa; Chordata; Mammalia; Eulipotyphla; Talpidae.
GACGCGGAGGCUCCCCCGGGACUCGGCCUCAGCAGCUAGGCGGCGGCGGCUGCGGAGGCGCAGGCAGCAGCUGAGUAGCGGCGGGCUCAGGUGCAGCCGCUGCUCAAAGAAAAUGAACGGCACUCUGGACCACCCAGACCAACCAGAUCUUGAUGCUAUCAAGAUGUUUGUGGGCCAGGUUCCAAGAACCUGGUCUGAGAAGGACUUGAGGGAACUCUUUGAACAGUAUGGUGCUGUCUAUGAAAUCAACGUCCUAAGGGAUAGGAGCCAAAAUCCUCCCCAGAGCAAAGGGUGCUGUUUUGUUACAUUUUACACCCGUAAAGCUGCAUUAGAUGCUCAGAAUGCUCUUCACAAUAUGAAGGUCCUCCCAGGGAUGCAUCAUCCUAUACAGAUGAAACCUGCUGACAGUGAGAAGAACAAUGCAGUGGAAGACAGGAAGCUGUUUAUUGGUAUGAUUUCCAAGAAGUGCACUGAAAAUGACAUCCGAGUCAUGUUCUCUUCAUUUGGACAGAUUGAAGAAUGCCGGAUAUUGCGGGGACCUGAUGGCCUGAGCAGAGGUUGUGCGUUCGUGACCUUCACGACAAGAGCCAUGGCACAGACGGCUAUCAAGGCAAUGCACCAAGCACAGACCAUGGAGGGUUGCUCGUCCCCCAUGGUGGUAAAAUUUGCUGAUACGCAGAAGGACAAAGAACAGAAGAGAAUGGCCCAGCAGCUCCAACAGCAGAUGCAGCAAAUCAGCGCAGCAUCUGUGUGGGGAAACCUUGCUGGUCUAAAUACUCUUGGACCCCAGUAUUUAGCACUUUAUUUGCAGCUCCUUCAGCAGACUGCCUCCUCUGGGAACCUCAACACCCUGAGCAGCCUCCACCCAAUGGGAGGGUUAAAUGCGAUGCAGUUGCAGAAUUUGGCCGCGCUGGCUGCCGCAGCCAGCGCAGCUCAGAGCACACCCAGCGGUACCAGUGCCCUCACUACAUCCAGCAGUCCCCUCAGCGUGCUCACCAGUUCAGCAGGGUCUUCACCGAGCUCUAGCAGCAGCAGCUCUGUCAACCCCAUCGCCUCCCUUGGAGCCCUGCAGACCCUGGCUGGAGCAACAGCAGGCCUCAACGUGAGCUCUUUGGCAGGGAUGGCUGCUUUAAAUGGGGGCCUCGGCAGCAGCGGCCUCUCCAAUGGCACCGGGAGCACCAUGGAAGCACUCACGCAGGCCUACUCCGGGAUCCAGCAAUAUGCUGCUGCAGCGCUCCCCACUUUAUACAACCAGAAUCUUUUGACACAGCAGAGUAUUGGUGCAGCUGGAAGCCAGAAGGAAGGUCCAGAGGGAGCGAACCUGUUCAUCUACCACCUGCCCCAGGAGUUUGGAGAUCAGGACCUGCUGCAGAUGUUUAUGCCCUUUGGGAAUGUCGUGUCCGCCAAGGUUUUUAUAGACAAGCAGACAAACCUGAGCAAGUGUUUUGGUUUCGUAAGUUACGACAAUCCUGUUUCGGCGCAAGCUGCCAUCCAGUCCAUGAAUGGCUUUCAGAUUGGCAUGAAGCGGCUUAAAGUGCAGCUCAAACGUUCGAAGAAUGACAGCAAACCCUACUGAGCGUGCUCCCCUCUGAGACUGGAGUGAGAGGGUCUUCUGGCACAGCUUGCCCUGAAGACUCGGCUCUGCCUUCUGUGGGAGUUUCGCUUCGUACAGAGGACGAGUUUGUGCUUUGGUUUCCAGUGUUUUACUUUGGAGUUUAGGUGCCAUAUCCUGAGUUGUUUUUUUUUUCCCCCUCUUUAUUUAAAGUUUGCUGUGUUUGUAACCAGUAUGUGUUGAGAAGGACCAACAUCAAACUGCCCUGGGGGUAGAGGGAGAGUGGAGAAGCAUUUAAAAAGAUCAGACUUGCCCCAAACUAUCCAAGAGAGAGGACCGAAUGAAACCGAAAAUGCUCUCAGAACCACCUACUCAGAGAGUGGUGAAAGGAGAACUGAUGUGCAGGCGCUGGGGGCAGAGUGACGGGGUUGGCUUUGGAGGAGUGAGUGGCUGACUCCAGUGGCCCUGGGAGGCGAAGGCUGAGACUUCUCCAUUGUUGCCUUCUAGGUGGAGAUAAUGAAUUCUUGCCUCCUGGUUUUCAGAUUCUUGUCAAGGAUUUCUGUCCCUUUUGCAAGAAUAAGGGGUUAACAAUUCUUGGAAAUGAAGCACCUGUUAAAUUAGCCUGGCAUAUGCCAACAGUAGGGAGCCAUCACCCAUUACCUGUUUUCUUAGCUAGCCGUUGGUUUGAGUUGGCCUUGUCCGACUGGUCAAAGUAGUCCUUUCUGAUAUAUUUCACCACCAAAUUAUUAGACCAUGGCUCAUUUCUACCAGGUCCCUUGGGAAAAGGCCUAUAGGGAAGAUGUAGUUGACCAUCAGACAGCAGAGCGCAUCACUGCCAAGCUCACAGUUUUCUUAUGAGGGUACAUCUGAGUGGCGUCUGGCUGAAGUGGCCUCUCUCCUGAGCAGAGCGAUCAAAAGCCAUUGAAUUGGGCGGAGGAGUUGGGGGGAGGAAGAGCCUGCUUCUUGGCUUACCUGAUCAGAUGCCCCUCUGCCACAAUGCUAUAUUUGCCAGUGACCAGCACUUAAUACUCAAAAGGACUAAGAAAUCCACACUUGUUGCCUAGCUGAGGUAUUCCAGACAUAGUUUUCCCUCUAAGGCAGGCCCCUUUUCUAACCACUUCAGCUCCACUGCAGCCUCUUUUUCUGCUCUUGGGGACAGAGGAGAUGAAAGGAUGUUUACAGCCUCCAUAUGGGUUUAGUGUUCAUUUACCUCAGUAUUACCGUGUUCAUUUUUGUCCUCGUGCUUACAGUCAGCUCCCUGCUGCCUCCCACAGGUCUCACUCCACCUCCUGCCUGUGACCCACACAACCUCUGGGCUCUGCCUCUGCUCCAAGAAACACUGGGGGCAUCAGCCAGGGAGCUCGGCUGUUGGGACUGUGCACCCGAUAGGCCAACACUCUCAGGAUAUGACUUCACCAAGGCCAGGGCUGGGUGUCUGGGAUCUUAAACCCCAUACAUCAGUCCUGACCCCUUGCAGCAGAGAUGAGAUUUAAGGGGUUGGUUUGCUAUUACGUCAGAGGGGCCUCGUUCCUUGUCAUGUUGUCCAUUUGGGUGACAAGCAGGGAUUGACUGUCUUGGGUGACAAGCAGGUGGUGUUGGAUUAUCCCAUUGAAACUGGGACAGCUGUUCCCUUCUCACAGUGGUAACUUGGGUCUGUUGUCCUCUUAAGAAACACGAAACAUACAUACUUCUUAAGCUGAACCACGUAAACUUGAAUUCUGCGCACUGGGAGAAAUGUGUCCUGUGUUUCAAGGAUAAAACUGUUCCAAAGGCUUCCAGGGUCAUGAUGGAAUUUUUUAAAUAAAUGCAAAAAAAUAAAAAUAAAUAAAAAGAAAAAAAGAAAACAAAAAAAGAAAAAAAAUGCUAGGUUGGGGAGGCGCUGUUCUGAAUCCCAACCAGCUGGAACCAAGAAUGUCGUUUCUAUUUUUAUAGAAGUUUUAUACAGCUCCGGGGUGGAGAAUAUUUAUUACCUAAAUUAUAUCUCUGGAAAAGGCCAGGAUUUUGUAGAAUCCAGAAUGUGAUUGUUGUACACACAGGGUGCUGUGUAUGAUUGAAACUACUGACUUUCUGUGGCCCAUUUGCAGCCCAGCUAAUCUGCCAGAGGGGGAGGAGUUAAUGCUGUGAACUGGCAGAGGAGAGAGCUGUGCUCCCUGGGGUGCUGCGGUGCUCUGAUGAUUGACCUUCUGUUCUGUCUUCCUCCUUGGCCAUCAUGGGGUCUCCUGAGCCCAGAACUCUACUCUGUCCCUCCUUGGGCCCUUUUCGCUCCCCCUCCCCCAUUAUCCCUGUUGUUUAUCCACAGAUGUGUCCUGGGCUCUGGGUCCUUACGAAACCCCUUUCCACAUGGCAUGAAAGGCAAAGGUGUGAUCAACUCACUUUGCUACCAGACCCUGAGGUGUCCUGUGUGCUAUGGGUCCUCUUUCUAAAGGGAGAGUGGGCCGAAGCAGGGCCCUGGCUCCCAGAGCGGCCAGCAGCCGAGAGCAUGCACUUCUCUGUUCUCUUCUCUCCCUGCCCAGUGAGCUAGCGCAGCGGCACUGCCCUUGAGCACAGUUCUCUCCCCAGGCCAAAGAUGGUUUUGUGAAGACGCUGCUCCCCGACAAGUCUCACAUGUGAAAGGGUUCAGCUCGGAGAGUGGAGACUAGCAGUCAAACCUUAAGCAAUCCUUUUCUGUUGUGUGGGGGUUUCACUUACAUAAAUGUGUUUUCUGCUGUAGUUUUUGUUUUCCUUGGAUUUCAUCAUGAAAUCGAUUUGCCUUGAAUGCAGCCAGACACUAUAUCCUGGGUUCCACACGAGUGGCCAGGGUCUGCAUGGAAGCUAAGAGCUUGGAUUUCUGGGAGCAAAGGGCCAUCCCCAGAAAUCCUGGCCCUGUCCACUAAAGAGUUCUACUGACGCCCAGGCAGCAUCUGCUGCACUCUCCCUGCAUCUUGACCAGGGGUUGAGGGACAGCCUGAGGCUCUGCUCCACUGGAGACCUUCUCAGCCAAGGUCAGGCUUCGGGGGAAAUCCAAGCCUUAGGUUCCCUUGUCUCUGGCAGUUGGAUGUUUUCUUGGUGUCCUCCAUGUCCUUUUUGACUUUUCCCUGUGUCCAUUGUUAGCAUGUGCAAAAGUUCCCUGUCAUCACCCAGCCCCUGCCCCGCCCGCCUCCUCAUUUCAGGGCUGUACACAGUGAGUGUUCCUGUUCUCUCUCUCUGUUUGGAUGUAUUGCUCUGUGUAACUCAGUGGGUCUCCCUCUUUCUGGUUUGUUUUUUUUUCUAGAUUCCUGCCGUUUGUUCAUCGUUGUGCCUAAAGCAUGUCGAUGUGGCGUCAAGUACAUCGUCCAAAUCCCUGUCUCUUCAGCUUCUCUGAUGCUUGAACUCUCACCUUUGACCUUGUGUUCACCUUUGAUGCUGAUGUGUAUUUUUAUUAUGUUUGUUUCUUUCUUUGUUUUUUCUUUUUUCUUUCCUUUUUUUUUUCUUUUGUGCUGCCAAAUUGGUUUUGCUAGAACGACUGCUGAAGGGGAAAUAUUUAAACUUGCAUUUGAAUAUAAAAAAAUCUAUUUUUCUAGAACUUCAUAAGAUAACCACUUGAUUUUGUGAUUCCAAUUCUUUGUAAUUGUCUUCAGAGCAGCCCUACUAGCACAUACCGUGUGGUGUUUGUAUUUCUGUGAACACACAGCCAGUCCGUUUCUAGGCUUCGUUUCUGUGUGCUUAGUUUUCAAGACAACUUUGAAGUAAACAAUGAAAUAAAAGAUGUCGCUAAAACCUUGGGGGCUCCUGAGCACGUUUUGCUGAUACAGUUUUGGGGCUCGAGGAGACCGCAUGUGUUCUUAUUUUUGUUGUUCUGAGUUCUCAGCUGCAGCAAACACCUGAACCUCUUCCUUUUUGACUGUAGGCUGCAGCUUGAGCCCCGGCCCUUUUUCUUUUGUGGUUCCUCCCUGUAGUGACCCGAGGGGAGCCCUCAGAUCCCCUUGUUCCCACCCCUCAGCCCCUCCAUGCCCUCCUCCAUGCUUGUUCCUACAGUCUCCACAGCAAAAUGUGAUGCUUUGAUUUUUUUUUGUUUUUGUAUUGUUUUUGUGUUGAAUUUUUUCCUUUCCUACUAAGAUUAUGCCCAGAAAAAAACAAGUUUUGCAUGUUUCCUGCUGUUUCUUCACACCUUCGUAUAUAUAUCUCUAUAAUAUAUAUAUAUAUAUAUCACCUUCACCUCUCUGUUUUCUAUAGUUUGUGCAAAAACUGAUCGAUUUAAAAGGGUUUCAAAGAAGCUGUUUUAAAUUGUUGUGGGGUUGUUUUUUUCAAGAUUGUACUGUUUUAUUUUGAAGUGGCAACUUUCUCCUCUCUUGCCUGUAGAGCGUUAGCCUGUGCACUUAGACUGUCACCUCCUGUGGCCUCCAGGCCCUGCAGGGCCUCUAAGGAGGCCGGCUGCUCUGCUCAGAGAUGGUGGGCAGAGGGCCUGGAGAGGCUGGAGGAGCAGAGAUAGGACGACUCAGAGGUGGCUGGGGGUGGGAGAGAAGCUUAGCGCAUUAGGGGUAAUGAGCUCCCCUUGGCCUGGAAGAAGGAGGGUGCUCGAAACCACUUUAGAGGAGGCCAUCUGUGCACUAAGCAGCCCACCUGCCACCACCUUUCCUAGGUGACAAGCACAAUACCACAGUCUUCACACUGUUUACAGCCCUGGGAGCCAGCCACCCCACACGGCUCUUCACCACAGUUCGGCUCUUGCUUAGCUAGUGGGGUGGGGCAAGGGCAGGGAUUGUAUCUUUUUGUAAUUGGGUGAAGAGCCAAAUAGCUACUGUCCCUGGGUGCCAGGCCAGCCUGUUCCUUGGUUUCCUGAGGGGAACUUGUCCUCCUCUCUGUGGCACCACCCAGCCUCAGGGUCUGAGGGACUUGAGUAAGAAUGUGAAUGGUGCAGCGAGAGGCCAGCAGGGAUGAGAGGUCACAGGACCGAUCUUUGGAGGUAAGAGGUUGCAGAGGGAGGAGCUUGUGACUGAUCCCACCCAGACCUAAGCUGCUGACUGGUGGGACGCGGGAAGUAGGAAGUCCUGGGAGAGGCGGAGCGGGGGCGGAGCCGAGGGCCUAGGGGAGGGGUGGGGAAGGUAGAAGCACUGUUAGCAUCACCCUUGCUGGGCUUGGAGAAGGCGCCCCACCAGAGCGUGCGCUGGGCCCCAGUGGGUUGCUUAGUACUACGCGGAGGCCACUCAUGCUAGGAGGAAAGGGCGGCCAGAUGGAGGCCCAGUGUAUGGUAGGCUGCUUAAUCUCCUGGAAGGGGUGAUUGGAUGGAGAGAGGCCAGGAGCCCCAGCCUGAGCGAGACUGCUGUGCACCCCACAGUCUGACUGCACAGAGCCGCCUCUGUUGGCAGAAGGCGCCAAGGCUCCCUUCCUGUGUAUUCAGAAUUCGUGUUUGCCAAUAUAUUUUGCUUUCAAUUCCAAGAGGAGCUCUGGGAAAACCUGUGGAUAAAACCAAAUGCCAAACGUUGGACGCUGUCUCCUUUUCCUUUUCUCUCUCUGAUUGUUUUAAUUGUUCUGUGGUGGUUUUAAUGGAUUUGAGGCCCUGGAGCGGCAGCUGCCUUUCUGAUUUCCAGCUGCUUUUUGUGAAUAAUUUAAAAAGAAAAAAAAAAAAGAAACUUUACAUUUUGGAGACAAACCUGUGUGAGUUUUUUAUUGGUACAAACGUUGUAUUUAACACUAGGGGUUUUGUACAGUUUUUUGCCUUUUCUACUAGAAAACAAUGUAAAGUGAUUUCACAAUGUGAAGAGAAAAAAUUGCCACUAUGACCAAACGCACAGUCUGUUCUGCAGCAACAACGGGAUUCAAUCAACUCAAAGUCGUGAUUCAGCCGUAGAAAUGCUUUUCCUUUACCUUGUUUGAGCUUUUCCUUUCUUUCCUGUUUUGAUUUGCAAAAGAAAAUGUCUUUUUUGUGUGAACUUGUGUUGUACUAUGUAGAAAAUUAUGGAUUUUACUUUAAUGGUUUAAAAAAAAAAGGCAAGAAGAGCCCUUGUCGCUUUUCUGACCUGAUCACAGAGUUUGUGUAGUGGAUUAAAAUGAAAAAAAAAAUAAAAAAUGUUACAAGUUUGGAGCAAGGGAGUAUGUGUUUAAAAGGAAUCUCUUUCCUUUUUUUUGUGUGUUUUUCCUUUUGUCCCAAUGGGGAACCUAAAUCUGUUUUAAUUGCACAGACACACGGACAAAAAGUCAUUUUGUAUCUGCCAAGUGUGGUACCUUCCUUUGUUUAUUUGCUAUUAAACUGUUUGA